Hirsutella rhossiliensis is the source of this 5337-nucleotide messenger RNA. Its product is annotated as PIF1-like helicase domain-containing protein. Lineage: Eukaryota; Fungi; Ascomycota; Sordariomycetes; Hypocreales; Ophiocordycipitaceae. The record is from RefSeq and is a predicted model, not a curated record. Gene Ontology annotation, molecular function: DNA helicase activity. Gene Ontology annotation, biological process: DNA repair; telomere maintenance. Bases 1 to 5337 code for a protein of 1778 amino acids. The transcript has 9 exons.
AUGCCGAGACGAAGGGAGCUGCAGGCCGAGGACCUGGCCAGCGCGCUGCGGCACCUCGACGAGGAGUUCGAGGCGGGCGAGAGGCUGGCCAACGAGCAGACGUGGUGCGCGCCGGUGCCGCGCGAGAGGCAGGUGAGGACGGUGCGGAGGUUCUACCGGGCGUUCCACGACGCAGGCACGCUGCCGAUCGCGACCUGCACGCUAUGCUACCAGAAGCGAGCCAAGGGGGAGCUGAGGGAGAUGGCGUGGGAGGGGUGGUCGCGGAGCAGCGUUGCGGGGGGCGGGCGGUCCCGGGGGGCGUCGCCGGCCAUGCACCUCCACGGGCGGCUCGGCUGCGAGCACGCGUACCCCGACGAGCUGAAGGACCUCACGCCGCUCGAGGAGAAGCUCAUCUCACUCAACUCGUGCUACGGCUUCGUGACGAAGUACAGCAUCCCGGGCGGUCAGAGGCAGAGCGUGAGGUACCCGAGGCACGUCAAGGGCCACAUUACCGUGUUCCCAAACGAUGUGCAGGGCCUAGCCGCUAAGGUGCUGCCGCACCCGCUGCUCCGGGUCAUGGACGAGAUCCACGUCUCGUGGCAGGGUGCCGAGAGGCCCGGGCCGCGCGACCUAUCGGGCCUGCUGUCGGUAAGGCGGUCGGCGGUGGAGAGGGCGCUAGCCUGGCUCAAGGAGAACAAUCCGCUCUACGGCGAGGUCGACAUCGACGCGGCGGAGAUGGCCAGCUGGGGGGCGCCGCCGCACGGGGUGCCGCCAGUGGUGUGCGAGCGGCUAGAGCGAAGCGAGCCGUCGGCGCGGGAGAGGACGCGGACGGCGCAGGUGGUGCCGCCGUCGGAGCGGGCCAUGGACGACGAGGGUGCGGUCGAGAUCGAGGAGGUCCUCACGAUGCUGAGGCAAGGGCGGGACCCCACCGAGGGGAGCAGUGACGUCGGGCUCACGUGCGAGGACGACGACGGGGACGGCGCUAGGCCCGAAGAGGACGGGGACGUAAUCAACGAGGUGACGUCUUCCGGCAUGUUCCCGUUGGACGGGGCGCCAGAGGUGGCCGAUGCUGAGAAGAUUCGCUUCGCCCGCGGUGCCGUCGGGCCCGAGGGAGCGCGCGCCGGCCCGAGGACGUGGGUAGGGACUGCGGCCCGAGAGGCGGAGGGCGAUGGCGGCGACGUCGAGCCGUACAUACAGGUGCGGCGCGGCGAGGAUUUCGCCGACUCGGCGGACGCCUCCUUCUUCGCAAAGGCCUUUCCGACCCUGUUCCCCUUUGGCUUAGGCGGGCCGAGGCUCGCCGACGAGGACGCCACUGGGGAGAGCGCGGGCCCUAGCGUCGGGAACCAGGGCACGCAGGCGGAGCGGGUCGCGGAGGGCCUUAUGUCGACGCGGAACAUGAAGCUCCAAGCAUGGGCCGACGUCGUGCUGCGGCGCCACGGCGGCCGGUUCGCGACGCACCCUAUCUUCGCCUUCCUCGUCUUUAACAUGGGCGUACGGUCUAGGAACCGCCAGGCCAGCAUGCUAGGCGUCACGAGGAAGAACUUCGCAAGGGUCGAGGGCCUGUUAAAGUCGUUAACGGCGCAGAGGCUCGAGGCGGCGAGGGUCGAGCUCGAGGCCACGGGCAUGACUAGCACGACGGGUAUGCGGAAGAAGAUACUAUCCCUCAUCAUAAGGCACGGGGUGCCGGCCAUCUGGUUCACGCUGAACCCGAACGACAUUACAAACCUGGUAAAGUUGCGGCUAGCGGCACACCGCGGCCGCGACCCGGACGAGGCCGAGGCCUUCCUACGAGACCUAGGGACCGCGUAUAAGCGGACGCGGCUGGCCAUAUCGGACCCGAUGAGCUCGGCCGUCUUCUUCCACCGGGAGAUGACGCUCUUCUUCGAGCACUACGUCAACGUCGAGGAGGAGUCGGUGUUCGGGCACGUCAGCGCGUACUACGGCGCGGUUGAGACGAACGAGCGAGGCGCUCUCCACAUCCACGGGCUCCUCUGGCUAAGGGGCAAUGCUGGCCUCGGCGAGGCGCUCGCCGGCCCCGAUACGGAUGAGCAGGCGGCGUACCGGGAUCGCAUCGUCCGCUACGUAGACAGCGUCUUCUCCGAGGAGCUAGACGCAGAAGGUUACUGCGCCGUGCAAGCGGAGCGGUCGGCCACGGCGGACAUAUCGUCGCGGCUCGACGACGUCGCGCGCUUCACGGACACCUUCGACGAGGAGGCCAACUUCUGCGCCGGCGCGACGCAGAUCCACACGCAUAGCGCGACCUGCGCGCCGUGGAGGCUGGUGGAGAGGACGGCGCUGACGGCGGACGGGGUGCUCGAGAUCCGGCGGACGCAUAGCAUGGUGAACCGGUGGAACCGGGCGAUGGCAGUAAGGCUACGGCACAACCACGACAUCUCGUUCAUCGCGACGCAGCGCAAGACCAUGGCCCUAAUCUACUACAUUACCAACUAUGCGACGAAGGUAGAGGACCCCGUGUGGAAGCGUGUGGCCGCCGCGGCCGAGUUCCUUCCCGCGCUAGAGCCGACGGGAGAGGGCAACGGAAGUGGCGCCGACCGCGACGCCGACCGCGACGCCAUAGGGGGGAACAAGACGAGAACAUUCCUGCUCAAGGCGGCGAACCGAGUAUUUACGGAGCGGCCGCUGUCGCAGGUCGAGGUGAUUGCGCACCUCCUAGGGUACCCGGCAGAAUUUAGCAGCGGCUCGGCGUGGGCGUACGUAAACGCGAACCAGCUCUACUGGGCCGUCUUCCGCCGGUGGCGGCACCUCCGACGGGCGAGCGGCGCGGAGGCGACGGGCGACGCGCCGGACGAGACGGUCGUCGUCGAGGAGGCCGGCCCGAGGAUCCCCCUCGUUGAGGCCUACCGGCAUAGGGGCGAGCUCCUACGGGGCCUCUGCCUUUAUGACUACGCAUCGCUCGUAAGGCUAAAGCGAAACGGCCGCGGUGCCGACGGUGGGACGGGCUGGGGCGAGCGGGCGACCGUAUGCCUCGACGGAUACCUCAGCAAGGAGUUUAGCGAGGGAGACGACGAGUCGUGCCACCGAAGGGCGGCGGUACAGCACCUGGCCCUAUUCGUGCCGUGGGAGUCCUUCCUCGGCGAGGAGGCAGGCGACAUCAACGACAUCUGGGCGCGGGCGCGGGAGUCGCUGGCGCCGAGGGUCGCGCGGCUCGCAGACAACGUGCAGCUCCUCCGGCGGUCGGCGGAGGACGCGAAGCGCGACGCCAAGCAGUGGGCCGCCACGGCCGAGGAGGGCGGUAUGACGGCGCCGCAGGCCGGCGACGAAGGCAGGGGGGUGGCCGAGGGGGGCGAGGAGGCGUACCGCGCCGGCGGGGCGGGCGACGCGGCCCGGCUCAUCGACGUCGUCCGGAAUGCCGCCGGCGCGGGACAAGUCACGGCGCAGUCAACAGAGCUGCUAGCGAUGACGCAGCAGCUCUGCCGGUUCCAGCAGUCGGCGCUGGGGUCGGCGGCCGAGCUCGCGGCGACGGUAGUGGCGGAGGAGAGGGCAGGCAGGCGGGUGAACCUACCGGGCUCGGAGCUCUCGGGGGCGGCGCUGCCACGGCAAGAAGAGGUGCGGGCCAUCAAGUCGCAGCAGAGGAGCGCGGCGCGGGAGCGGGAGCGAGCCAUCCAGGGCAUCCAGGGCGGUGGGGCGGCGGCGGGCGUCGGGGCCGACCGCGGCUCGGCUCUUCGCGGGGUGAUGGGGGGCUUCGGCGAGGACGACAUGGACGUAACGGCGGCCGACGGCGACGUAGACGCUGGCACGGCGGCGGGGAUGCGCGUGCGGCUCGGCCCGUCGAGCUCGUUCGUCGCCGCGGGCAGGAAGCUGGCGGGGCAGCUAACGCUCAACGAGAAGCAGGCCAUCGCUCUCCUAAUCGUAUGCCGGCAGCUCGACCGAAUCCGGCAGGGCGACGACGCAGGCGGCGAUGGCGGCGGCCAGCUCUGCCUGUUAAUCGGCGGCGAGGGCGGCACCGGCAAGUCGCGCGUCAUCGAGGCGCUCGUCGAGCUGCUCGCCCGGAGGGACCUAUCGAGCCGGCUGCUGGUGACGGCGACGUCGGGCACGGCGGCAGCACGGAUCAACGGCAUCACACUACACUCGGCCUGCGGCCUUACGGUCGGCCAGGGCGGCCAGGCGGGAGGGGCGACGAGGGACGUAGACGGCGUACGGCUGCCGGGCCAGGGCGAGCGCUUCGUCGACGGCCGGUCGCGGAUGGACUGGCAGGAGAAGGAGGUGCUGGUGAUCGACGAGGUCAGCAUGCUCGGGGCGCGGACGCUGCACGCCGCCAACGAGCAGCUGUGCAGGCUGCGGGGGUCGGCGCGAGACUUCGGCGGCAUCCCGGUGGUGAUCUUCUGUGGCGACUUCCACCAGUUCCGGCCGGUGCAGGAGCGGUCGAUCCUGCCGCCGAGCGCGGCGGUGGCGUGGGACGAGGACGGGGCGUUCGCGGCCGAGCAGCGGCGGCAGCACGACAAGGCGCACGCGCUGUGGCGGCGGUUCACGACGGUCGUCAUGCUGGACGAGCAGAUGCGGGCCGCCGGCGACCCGGAGCUGCGGCGGCUGCUCGGGCGCAUCCGCCGGGGGGGGAGCAGGACCGGCGGCGCUCGCGUUCCGGGCGCGGCGCGGACGGCGGCGCGCAUAUUCCUGUCCGAGCACAAGUGGAGGGAGGGCCUGCCGACGGAGGAGGAGGCGGUGUUAAUGCUGUGCCAGGGCGACGACAGCGCGACGCCGGUGCCGGCCGUCUUCGUUUUCGUGCCGGGCAUGCCAGUCGUCGUGAACCAGAACACGCACCAGGGGCUGAAGCUGGUGAACGGGGCCGGCUACACGGCGGUAGACGUCAUCCCCGACCGGGCCUUCCCCGGCCACUGGGUCUCGGCCGAGCUGACGAUGCACUUCGGGCCGCCGGCGGGCAUCGUGCUGGCUUCGGAGACGACGAGGGACUUCCACUUCGUCGGGAUGCCGGCCGGGACGAUCCUGCUGACGCCCAUCAGCGUCAAGAUCACGGCGCAGCGGAAGCGGCCGUGGCAGCGCAACAACGUCAGCCGGAGGGGCCUGCCGUGCGCGGCGGCUUUCACCUGCACCGACUACAAGGUGCAGGGCGGGACGCUGGAGCGCGUGGCGCUGGAGCUGCGGGGGGCGAGGAUGACGACGGUCGAGGGGAGGGCGGUGCCGUCGCCGUGCGACCCGUACAGCCUGUACGUGCAGUUGUCGCGGUGCCCGACGCUCGACGGCAUCAUGCUCGUAUCGGAGGUGCGGGAGCGGGAUCUAGUCGGGAACCGGGUGCCCGAGGAGAUGACGGCAGCGCAGGCCCGGCUAGAGGAGCUUAGCAGGCAGACGACGCGGGAGGCGGCCGACCGGCUCCGCGGGUAA